This is a messenger RNA of Nerophis lumbriciformis (worm pipefish), 858 nucleotides long. The record is from RefSeq and is a predicted model, not a curated record. NCBI's taxonomy places the organism in Eukaryota, Metazoa, Chordata, Actinopteri, Syngnathiformes, Syngnathidae.
AUGGAGGAAGGUGGAGACACUGUGGACGCUCUGAAACUAUUUUCAAAGAGGAAAAAUACAUCAGAUGCCGACAAUAAGAGAGCUGAUGACACUGACUCGGUACCCAUCAGCAAAGCAUCACCCUCCAACCCAUAUCAGUACAAGAUGGACUAUCUAAGCAUGGGAACCUGCGUGAUUAUCAACAAUAAGAAUUUCAAGAAAAGCACAAAUAUGUCCACUCGUAAUGGGACAGACGUCGAUGCUGGUAUUGCUGGGAAGACAUUUUCUGAACUUGGUUAUAAGAUAAGAGUGGCCAAUGAUCUGACUGUGGACAAAAUGAUGGAUCUAUUGCAUCGUGUAUCCAAAGAGGACCACAGCAACAGUGCAUCAUUUGUGUGUGUGUUGUUAAGUCAUGGUGAUGAGGGUGUGAUUUAUGGAAUCGAUGGAUGUGAAAAGCUUGAAAACCUGACAAGGCCUUUCAAAGGACAUUAUUGCAAGAGUCUAGUGGGAAAACCAAAGCUGUUCUUCAUACAGGCUUGCCGUGGCGCAGAACUGGAUGGAGGGAUCCAAACCGACAGUGUAGGGGAACAAACAUCGGAUAAAAUACCUGUUGAGGCUGACUUCUUGUAUGCCUAUUCUACAGCUCCAGGCUAUUACUCUUGGAGGAACACGCAAAAUGGCUCCUGGUUCAUGCAGGCAUUGUGUGAGAUGUUGCAGCGUUUCAAAGGGGAAUUGGAACUAAUGCAGAUCAUGACUCGAGUCAACCACAAGGUGGCAACACACUUCGAAUCCAACUCCAACCUCCCUGGGUUUACUGGCAAGAAGCAGAUUCCAUGCAUUGUCUCAAUGUUGACCAAAGAUUUUUACUUUCCAAAAUAA